GAGUUCUGCCAGACGCAGCUGGCGCUGCUGCACCUGCGGUCGGCGGCCCUCUGCUUCCAGCUCCGCCUGCCGCCCCCGCGCACCGCCGCGGAGCAGAGGCACUUCGACGACAUGUUCGCCGACCGCUUCGCGACGCGCCCCAGCGGCGGGAGCGUGGCCGCCGCGGCCGCGAGGAUGGACCCCAACGUCAGCCUGCUGCGCGAGGAGAUGAGCGACGCCUUCGAGGUCCUGGGGCGCCUCGUGGCCUCCGUCAACACCUCGGUCAUGCGGUUCGGCGUGGGUGCCCUGUCGCGCACCGUCAGGACCCUGGAGGCCGCGGCGCAGAACCCGGGCUGCCAGGCCGUGCGCGCUUUCGCCCAGCACCUCCGCGAGCGCGGUACGCACACGGAGAUCUUCGGGGAGUCUGAGAGCCCCGCAUUCAUCAUCAAGGAGAAGGACCUCGACGAGAGCCUGGAGGAGAUGGGCCGCCGCGCGCUGAAGUGGGCCUGCGACGCGGGGGAGCGGCAGCUGGCCUCCGCGCGGGCGCGCGUGGCGAGGUCCUCCGAAGGACUCGUGCAGGCCGAACAGGCGCUCAAGCAGGCGCUGCUCGAGCUGAACUACGUGGACGACGAGCGGGCCGCGCGCGUCGCGGCCGUGGUUGGCGAGCAGAGCCAGCGGCAGCUCCACGAGGUCGACCACCUCCGCCGCUGCCUGGGCCAGCUGGCGGCCGCAUCCUUCGAGCUGGAGCACCGCAUGAACUCCGAGAUGCGCUCUGGCGUCCUCCAGGAGCUGGGGAAGCUGGACGCCGCGCUCCUGGAGGCGCAGUCCGUGCCGGAGCAGUACCGCACCGCAAUGCUGGACGCGGUGCUGGAGGAGAGCGGGGAGCUGCAGCGCAACGUGCUGCGCCAGCUCGGCGAGAGCGACAAGAUGCCCUUCGGGCUGCAGCUGAAGGCCAAGGUCGCGCUGGAGGAGCGUCAGCGCUCGCCGCCGCCGGAGCUCGACGGCGCGGGCGGCGGCGCUCCGGCAACGGGGGCGCGGACAAGCCGCGCCCCGCAGCCAGAGGCUAGAGGCCAGAGGUCCGAGGACGCCGCCUACUUUGUCGAGGCGCUCCACGAGGACAUCCGGAUCCUCGAGUUGGCGGCGGGGCGCGUGCGGACGAAGCACCAGCUCGAGUUCCAGAGGCUGCGCCAGGCCUGCGAGGACAAGGUGCGCGGCGUCGCGUCGAACCUCGCCUCCAACGCCGAGCACUGGGAGCGGGUGGCACAGGUGCGCGAGCGCGCCCGGCUCAUCGGCGAGGAGCUCGCCCUCGCGCACAGGCAGGGGGAGGCCGCGACCGCUGCUGUGGAGUCCCUGGACAGCCACGUCGAGAGAAUGGCGAAGGACCGCGACCGCCUCUCCCAGUGGUGGGAGGGUAAGAGCAGGGCCCAGGUCGAGCUCGAGGACGACCUGGCACGGUGCGACGGCCGCGGCGUAGACCUGCACAAGCUGCAGGCGCGCUCGGCGGACGCGUCCAGGGAGGCGGAGCGCCUUAUGCUCGAGCUGGCGACCGAGCACCCGCCGAGGGCCUGCCUCGCGAGGGCCGCCCCCGCGCGCGAGAUGUCGGCAGCCCCGGUGGCACCUGCGGAUGGCCCUUCGGGGGCCCUCGCGCCGGCCGCCGCCGAGCCCACCGCCGAGGCGCCGGCGGCGGCGGCCGCCCCCGAGCCCACCGCCGGGACUGGCGCCAGCGCCCCGUCUCGGCCGCCCAAGGCGGGCCGAGGCAAGGCGGCGAAGGCGCCGGCGGCGAGAGGCCCGGCUUCGGCGGAGGCAGAGCCCGCCACGCUGAAGCCCGCGGCCGCAUCGCGGGAGGACAACCUCACCUACGACCUAAGGCACAUGGCGGCGUUCGACAUAAGCCCGCUGCAUCCAAAGGUCGACUUCUUGGAGUAUACCCGCGACUCCGUGCAGCUGCUCGUGAACAAGAUCUAUGCCCUGCCGCGCAAGCAGCUGGAAGAGGGGACUGUGGCCGAGCUCCCUCAUGAGGAGCUGUUCAGGCUGCCGCGUCAGAAACCGGUGCCCAAGCAAAAGCCAAAGACGCGCUGGCAACAGUUCAUGGAGGAGCGCAACAUGAGGAAGAGAAAGAGGAGCAAGCUCGUCUUUGACGAGGAGAGUGGUGAUUGGAGGCCUCGCUGGGGAUACGGCAGCGUCAAAAAGGCCAAGGAGGCCCGAUCGUUCAUCCACGAGGUAAAGGAGGGCGAGAACCCGUACGCGGACCCCUUCGCGAAGGCGGCGGCGGAGAAGAAGCUGAUCGCCGCGAAGCAGAAGCUGCGGGAAGUGAGGAACAAGGUCGAGGCCGCGGGGGGGAAGAUCCGCGCGAGUGUGCCGGAGCUGCUGAAGAAGGGGGACCCCACGGGCGGCAGCAGCGGCCGGGGCAAGGACGGGCUCCGGGAGGCCGUGCGGCGGGCGCAGGUCUCCUCGGCGUCCAAGGGGAAGUUUGAUCGCCUCGCGACUGGAGAGGCCAGCAACCUCCAGCCCAAGAAGCGGAAGAUCGAGAUGGCCCAGAAGCCCGGCGAGGAGAAGGAGCGGUACCUGAAGGCGGCCACGCGUGUGCUCUCCUCCGACGGCGCCGUGGACAAGGACAAGGCCGCGAAGGUUGGCGCCGGAGGGGCCCCUGUCGCGAGGGGCAAGAAGGGCAAGGGCAACAAGGGGACGCCUGGCGGCGGCCGGCGCAGCAAGCAGGGGAACAGGAAGCCGAAGUCCGGCCGCGCGAAGCGGUGA
Molecule: messenger RNA, 2733 nt
Organism: Prorocentrum cordatum
Lineage: Eukaryota; Dinophyceae; Prorocentrales; Prorocentraceae
Source: the annotation of a GenBank genome assembly